Messenger RNA from Nicotiana tabacum (common tobacco), 1160 nucleotides. RefSeq lists its product as uncharacterized. NCBI's taxonomy places the organism in Eukaryota, Viridiplantae, Streptophyta, Magnoliopsida, Solanales, Solanaceae. The record is from RefSeq and is a predicted model, not a curated record.
AAGCAGCAAAACCAUUGGAGUACUUGGACAAAAGUUUGUUAAGGUUGUUGAACUUCAAAUACCUGCUAAUCUUAAUUCAACUGAUCUUCUUCUUUUUCUUUUCAAAAUCUCCCUUAUAAAUAUUCCUUCAUUCUCUCUACUUAACCAUUCACAACCUAUAUACACAAAUUCCAAUAAACCAAUUAUAUCAAAAAUAUUUCUCAAACUUCCGACCGAUCAGUUGAAGUAGAAGCGUCUCAUAAACUAAGUCAACUCGUCUCAUCAAUACUUUUCCAGCUUCGACAUGGCUUACAAGCUUUUGGCUUUUUCAAAUUUUGUUCUGUCACUGAUUUUUAUGGCAGUAGUACUGCAGGCAGUUGAUGGGCAAAUUAUAAGUACACCGUGCACGGGACCGAUGAUCACUAGCUUCACACCAUGUGUGAACUUCUUGACUAAUAGCAGCAGCAAUGGGACUUCACCAACUGAAGAUUGCUGCAGUGCACUCAGGACUAUGAUGACCAACGGCACGAGUUGUCUCUGCCUUAUUGUAACUGGUGGUAUUCCAUUCCAGAUGCCAAUGAAUCCUAACUUAGCCAUGUCUCUUCCCCAAGCUUGUAACAUGCCUGGUGUUCCCCUCCGGUGCAAAGCCCCUAGUCCACCUGCGGUUGUUGCACCUGGUCCUAUUGGUGACACUGGGGCUCCAAGUGCUUCACCAACAUCUGCUCCUAUUAUCCCUGCUCGUAAUCCUAAAGAUUCUACUGUUCCACCGCCGUCGCCAUCAACUUCAACAUCGCCAGCUGAGGAAAUACCAAGUCUUACUCCACCAUCUCCGCCAGCGGGUUCUUCACCUACGGCGACAAAUUCCGGCAGCCAAACCCCGACUGCACCAUCAGCUGCACCUUCUCUUGGCUACGGAGUUUCACUAUUAUUUCUGCUGACUGCAUUUGGAGCAAUUUCAUUAAGCUUGUAUUAGUUUGACAUAUUACCGUUAAAUAAUUUAGUUAAUUAAAAUAUAUUCCAUUUUUUUUUUUGCGUGGAGUGAUGAGAUUAUAGCAUUUAUUUUCAGAUUGUGUAAAACAAUUAGAAAUAUACAGUAGCGACGUUGAUGUGUACAUAUAGAAACAUAAGAAAUAAUGUACCUAAUAUUUGAUCAUAUGGGUACUUCUAUUUGAUUUAAAGAA